Molecule: messenger RNA, 3212 nt
Organism: Amphiprion ocellaris (clown anemonefish)
Lineage: Eukaryota; Metazoa; Chordata; Actinopteri; Pomacentridae
Gene: sh2d3a
Product: SH2 domain containing 3A
Exons: 20
Coding region: 143-2689 (848 amino acids)
Biological process (GO): small GTPase-mediated signal transduction; positive regulation of peptidyl-serine phosphorylation
Molecular function (GO): phosphotyrosine residue binding; guanyl-nucleotide exchange factor activity
Source: RefSeq, a predicted model, not a curated record
GGCAACUUAGAUGAGAGCAGCUGCAAACAAGGAAAACAGAGGAAAAGGAGGGAGAGAAAGAGACAGAAUGAAAUAGAGAUAUAACAGGGAAGACGAGAGAAAGAAAAUUCCCACAGUGCCACAGUGGAUCCUGUAAACAGACAUGAAUAAUCGCUCUAUCGCCUGGUGGCUGAGACAGAUCGGCCUGCCCCAAUACAUCAAGACACUAGAGAGUGAAUACUAUGGUUUGGAGGGUUUGCUGAAUGUAACCGAUGUAGAGCUGAAGGAUGCCGGGAUAGAAGAUGCAACACACAGAGAAACCAUCCUCAAUCAGCUUUCAAAACACCGGCAGAGACUGGACCCACAUUCUGCUUCAUUUUUACCGGACAGACCUGAGAGUGGUGUGCAGGUUGUGAAGCGCAGAUUGAGCCGAAAGUACUCCCUGGGAUCGUCUAUGGAUCUGGAGAAGCCAAAGGAUCUGUUUCGUCAGAGCGUCCUUCCCCGCCUCCAGCGUGCUGACAAAAGACAUCGCCUGUCCGCCUCCUGCGGGCAGCUCCGCCCCUUGAACGAAGACAACACGAUCGGUCAGGAUAGCUGUCAGGACAAACGCAGCAAGAGGAGGAGCAUCAGCGCAUACCUCAGCCAGCUGAAGGUGUUUGGUGGUCGGAGAGAGAUGGACUCGCUGAAGAAGGAGCUGGAAGAGGAGCUGAAGCUCAGCACUGAGGACCCAAGGAGCCAUGCAUGGUACCACGGACCGCUGAGCCGAGAGGCUGCAGAGACUCUGUUUGAGAGGGACGGAGACUUCCUGGUCCGAGACUCAAGCUCCUCCCCCGGUGACUACGUUUUGAGCUGCUUUUGGAAGGACGGCCCCCUGCACUUUAAGAUCAUACGAGUGGUCCUUCGUCCCAAACAGGGCUACUCUCGGGAGCUGUUCCAAUUUGAGGAGGAUCGCUUUGACAAUGUUCCCGCUCUGAUCCGAUUCUACGUGGGCGGACGUCGGCCCAUCUCCCAGGCUUCAGGCGCCGUGAUCUUUCACCCGAUCACACGGACCCUUCCUCUGCGUGUCAUCGGUGAACAGCAUGCGGAGCCCACCAGCAGCAGCUGUAGAGGUGCAGAGGGAGUACAAGUGACCGGACACAACAAGAGACGCAGCUUCAGCUCCAACCACACUGACACACUGCAGGUCAUCAAUCCACUGCUAAGGAGUGGAAGUCAGCCUGCUAACUUGGAGAAUGUGGGACGGAGGCCUUCACUUCAGUCAGCACAGUCUGACAGCAACCUAAGAACUGGUGUUCCACAGAACCCUCCAUCAGAGGACACUGGCCCCGCCCCCAUCUCCCCGGUGUUUCGCACAGGCAGCGAACCCCUGUUGAGCCCACGGCCACGACACGCACGCCCUCCCCAUCCCGGUGGUGGUGUAACCUUGCGAGGUUCAGAUGGGCAGCUGCACUCCAAAGCUCCUCCUAAGCCUCUCAGGGUCUCUGCUGUUUUCCCCAACGCUACGCCUCCCCCACCCACAGACUCAGAUGAAGACCCCUCGUCUUUCUAUGAUGAGCUGGUCAUCCAGCUGCCUCAGUCCCGGAGGAAGGGUCAUGUGGACCGGCUGCGUGCGGAGGAGAAGUGGCAGAGCCGUGCCCGCCUCACAGAGACUUCCUUUGGAUUUUUGGAGGCUCAGAAGAGCGAAGCAUCAUCACAGCUGCCGUUUGACAAAGAGCUCCAGAGGAAGGCAGCAGAGGAAGUGGAGGACUGGCAUUUUGAACGGCCACAUAUGGAGUCAGGGUCGUGUUUCCAGCUGGAUCAGUUUGAGUCGCUGCUCUUGCCCGAGAACAACCGACCUCUGGAGCCCAGCGUCCUGCUUGCAGUCAAAGAGGUCUUCAACCGCUCAGACGCCAACACCACCGCUCUGCACAUGCUCAGUGUCGACUGCCAGGUAGCGCGCAUCGUCGGGGUGACUGAUGAGCAGAAGAGGCUCAUGGGAGUUGACUCGGGGCUGGAGCUUGUCACUCUGCCACAUGGACACCAGUUACGAGAGGAUUUGCUAGAGAGGCAUCAUCUAAUAGCACUGGGGGUCGCAGUAGACAUUCUGGGCUGCACAGGGACAGUGAGCCAGAGAGCAACAGUUUUACACAAAAUAAUCGUAUUGGCUCAGGCCCUGAAAGAACACGCCCACGACCUCUACUCCUUCUCAGCCGUGAUGAAGGCUCUGGAGAUGCCUCAGAUUGUGCGACUGGAGAUGACGUGGCGAGCGCUGAGGAGGAACCACACAGAGAGUGCAGUGUUAUUUGAGAAGAAACUCAAACCCUUCAUGAACUCUCUGAAUGAGGGAGAUGAUUCUGUCGUCCAGGGUCCCAUAGCCAUGCCACACCUGGUUCCUCUGCUGAUGCUGAUGGAGGGUGAAGACCCAGUGGAGAACAGUGAGCGGGGCUGUCAGCUCCUCUACGAUGUCCUCCAAUCAGCUCGCAGCGCUGCGUUGCACGCCAAAGAUUAUCAGCAGCACGCACGCUCUCUGCUUACAGGAGGCUGGGAGCCAGUCCCCGAGCUGCUGGAGGCUUUCCGGACAGAGUUUGCCCUGCGGCUGUUCUGGGGUCAGCUGGGGGCAGUGGCAGAGAGACAGGAGCGAUAUGAGAAGUUUGACAAGAUUCUUUGUGUCCUCUCAGAUAAACUGGAACCGGUGGAGAUCACCCCACAACACCCUGACGCUCUAAGCUGAGCCUCAGGGCCCGUUUCAGUAAGUGGAAGGUGAAGCCAGCACCUUCUUCACGAGAGGAAAAUAGAGCAAAGAUGACAGAAUGAUGUUUUUAGACGAGCCUCGUGUGUCGUAGUAAAGGAAGAGAUCUCAGCCAUGAGAUCAGACACACACAGUGACUGUAUGUUGAGCUUGGCAAGCAACAACUUGAUAUAACUUGUAAAUAAAAUGAAUUCUAAAUGGAAUGUGUGGGCAGACCUUCACUGUGAAAUGGGCUGCUUUGGAAGCAUUUUCCUUUUUCAGGAAGAUUAAAAUUGUUUACCAAAAAACUAGAAUCUAUUUACAUCACAAAAUGUUCACUCAGUGUUUUAGCAAUUCAAACCACUUGUUUGAUACUUGAGAUUCCAAUGGACCAGCAUUAUUAAACAUUAGUCAAAUGGAGCUCUUAGCCUAAAGCUCUUCAUCUUUGAACUGCUGUUGUAGUGAACCACACUGGAAACUGUUUUUCAUUUCAGAGUUUGUAAUGCAAUAAAUAGUGUUCAGUUUG